AUGCCCCCAGCGCAGCCCUAAAAGGACAAAAGACAAAAUAAAAAAUAAAAAAUAAAAAGGACUUAGACUGGCCACCAAAAUUGCCAACAAUAAUUUCCCCGCCUGCCACCCCCAUAUAGAGAAUAGUAAGGCCUCUCUAAAUCUGUGUCCUCAUCCAUAAUAUAGGGUUAAAUAUAGUGCCUCCUUGCUUGAAGGUAGUUCAAUUAAAUGAAAUAGAUGCAUGUAAUGAUUGCCCUCCUGAAGAAAAACAAAAAAACCCCAAAUCCUCAAACUUCACUACACCAAGAAACUCAGCCCAUGCCUCAUGACCUUUCCAAGCAAGGACUUUCAGAGAGCCCAAGCCUCAACAGGAUGCCGCCCAUGUGAAUGGCCAGAUUUGGGCUCAGGGAAAGUGUUCUGAGACUCCACCCUGGGAGACAUUUGAUGUGGAAGAUGAGGAACGAGGUCCUGGGGAGAACAAAAGCAACAGAGGAGGUUUUACACGCUCACCCUCAUUUUUCAUGUCUUAUUAAUAGGUCCCGGCGGGGAGGCAAGCGCACAGGCACCUUUGGUAGGAAGUGAGGCCGGAAACGCUGGUUCGCUCAAGCGUGUUACUUGUAUGUGGAGAGCAGGGGGCGUGGCGCCGAAAAGGCUUAAGAGACCAUGGCCGAAAGUCCUUCCGAACCCCUUUCCCACCCAACUCAGGAAGCGCUUGGAGUCCGGGGAGCAUUUUUGUCCGUGUGACUAACGACUGCUUGACUUCGAGCCGGCCUCAAGACCCAAGGCGGGAAUGAGGGUGCGCGCGCAGUCCCCUCCGCGGCAGGAGUGCACGUGUUCAGGCCGCACCACCAGACCAAAAGGCACAGGGGUGCCCACAAUUCCUUAUUUUCCUUAUAGAGAUCACAUUUGCGACGACCAACCUUUAUCUCUUGUUUUCACAUUAUUUUAUGCGGUAGCCAUCACCUUGAGUCAAAUAUACGCUCUCUGCCAGGCGGGAUACAGGUUUUCCUACUCUCAUCUUCCCCACAAUCCCCUCCUGUCGUUCUAGCUUCCUUCCCGCCCCCCCCAGUCUCAGCCAACCCUCGCUAAGCUUCUGCGUAGACGUCACGAGUUUCUAGGCAGAUCAUGAAAAUCCUCGCGGCCGGGAGCGUCUUCGUGCGCCCUCGCCCGGCAGUGCCUACCUAACGGUCUGAACGCGUGGCUGGCGCCUGAGAGCGAAGCGCGCGAGGCCGCCCAGCGACCGAAGCGGCUGGAGCAUCGAGGAGUGGUCCUCAGUGAGAAUUUAGCUUUUGGCCCUUCUCAUAAGGAUGGAAGUGCUACUGUUUGGUGUCUGGGGCCUGCUGGCCUUGAUCCCUUGCCCAGAGGCCGCAGAAGAGCUAUUUGAGGUUUCUGUUUGGCCAGAUCAGGCCUUUGUAAAGUAUGGACAGUCCCUGAUGGUCAACUGUAGCACCACUUGCCCAGAUCCAGGACCCGGUGGAAUUGAGACCUUAUUGAAGAGAACCCAGGUGGGCAAAGGGCCUCAGUGGAAGGAGUUUCUCCUGGAAGAUGUCACACAGAAUUCCAUCGUGCAGUGCUUCUUCUCUUGCACAGGAAUCCAAAAGGACAUAAGCCUUGGCAUCACUGUGUAUCAGCCACCAGAGCAGGUAAUCAUGGAGCUGCAGCCUGCAUGGGUGGCCGUGGAUGAAGCCUUUAUAGUGACAUGCCAUGUGCCCAGUGUCACACCUCUGGAGGGCCUCACCCUUACACUUCUCCAGAAUGACCAAGAACUACAUAAAAAGAACUUUAGGAGCUUAUCUGCGGCCUCUCAAAGAGCUGAGAUCACCAUCAAUGUCAAAGCCCAAAUGGAGGAUGACAGGUGCAAUUUCUCCUGCCGCGCCGAGCUGGACCUGAGUUCACGUGGUGGAGGGCUUUUUCGCAAUAGCUCAGCAAUCAAGGUACUCCGAAUCUUUGAAUUCUCUCAGAGCCCCCAAAUCUGGGUGUCUUCACUUUUGGAGGUUGGGAUGGCAGAGACUGUGAGCUGUGAGGUGGCUAGGGUGUUCCCAGCCGAAGAGGUGGUGGUCCACAUGUUCCUGGGCGACCAGCAGCUGGACCCCUUCCUCUCCUGGGAGGGAGACACAGUAUGGGCCAAUGCCACCGUUCGGGCCACGGAGACCGGUGAUCAGGAGGUGUCUUGCCUUGUAUCUCUGGGUCCAGUGGAGCAGAAAACAAGAGAGCCAGUGCAUGUCUAUAGCUUCCCUCCCCCAGUCCUGGAGAUAGAAGAAUUAUACCCGUUGGCAGGGACAGAAAUUAACAUAACCUGCUCAGGGCAUGUAUUAACAUUCCCCAGCCCUACUCUUCGGCUCCAGGGAGCCCCAGAUCUCCCGCUCCCUGGGGAGCCUGCCUGGCUUUUACUUACCACCAGGGAGGAAGAUGAUGGCCGAAAUUUCUCCUGUGAGGCCUCUGUAGAGGUUCAGGGUCAGCGGUUGAGCAAAAGCACUGUGAUCCAGCUCCAUGUCUUAUACAAGCCACGAUUAGAGGAAUCUGGUUGUCCUGGCAACCAGACCUGGUUGGAAGGGAUGGAGCAAAGGCUCACCUGUGUCCCAAAGGGAAACCCGACGCCAGUCUUGAUGUGUACCUGGAAUGGAACGAUCUUUGACCUUGAAGUGCCCGAGAAGGCGACUCAGAACCACUCUAGGACCUACUGCUGCACAGCCACUAACCAGCUAGGCUCUGUCAGCAAAGACAUUGUGGUCAUUGUUCAAGGACUGGAUGAAGGAGUCGGUUCCAGCAUCUUCAUCAUCAUUAUUGUCGCCCUUGGAGGGGGUUUGAUCAUCAUAGCCCUGUACUUGAACUAUCGGCCCUGCAAAAUAGAGGAGGAAAUUGCCCUAUAGGCAGAAGGAGAAGAACAAAGAGGAGGCAAGCCAGUUUGCUGUUCAACAAGCAGAAAAGUACAGUGCACAUAAUUGUUACGUAGAACCUGAUAUUUGGUUGACGGCCACCUCUACUCCUGGGGUUUCCUCAGGGAGGGAAGAGGGGGUAGAGGAGAAAGGAAGAGACAGUCCUUUGUGUUCUGUGGUCCCCUAAAGCAGUGUUUCAGGCCUUCAUGUCCUCUGUAACCAAUGCACCCACAAGGUCAGCUCCUCUGAGUAGGAAGUUCAGUCUCAAUGUUCAGCCAGUGAGAGGGCCUUUUGCUCCUUGCCGCAUGCUCACUCAGUCCACUCUAAGGGGCAGAAAAGAAGACCCUCCCUGCGCCUCCUCAUCCCAGGUCCCACUGCCCUUUGCUCCCAAACGUCAGACUGAAGGCAUAGAAAUAUCUCUGAAGUACAACUCGUUUCUCAUGGUUUUCUCAUGACUACGUGGGAACCAAUUUCUUAGUCCAGAGACAGGACUUUGAAGGGAGUCAGUACCCUACAAAGGGCUAGGAAUCAGAGCCCCAUUCCUCCCUACACACCCCCCUGCUCCCUAACCGGGGGUUCUGGAAUGCCGGCUCCCAGAGCUGAGUGUGAUGACAUCAUUAAGGCUCAGUGUCUAGCUAGGCUUCAAUUCACUAACCAUCUCUGUGUGCCUUAAGAGGAGUAUGAAAAUCAUAAAAACCCACACUAGGUCAGACAAGCAGCUUUCUCAGCCCAGUGUUCUGUCCCUGAAGUGGAAGGUUAGAGUGUUCCCGUGAAAUCAGGCUCCAGACAUCUCUGAAUUCCUUUUCGUAAUCCAUUAUAGAGUAAAUAAAUGUGAGUUCAUGUUAAACAUACUGUUUUUUUUAACCUGUACUAGUUCUCAGGGUAGAGUUCAGUGUUUUUUUCUCCCUUUCCAUAAAGAACUAUACAUUUUCAUAUGUCUGCAAACGAUUUCCUUUAAGCUUCAGGAGGACUCUUUCUAUGGCGUGUUCACUGUGUGAUUGAGCUUCCUUCCUCUGUUCUUUGUAAAGAUUAUAUUCACUUCCUAGAGGAGACAUGAGGAAUUGUAAAACCAGGUGUUUUCUCCCAAAUCAGUCAAGUAUAGGUCACUGAAAUGUUGGAUAUGAUAAAAAUAAAAGUGAUUUUAUGAUAUCUGAAA
This is a messenger RNA of Sus scrofa (pig), 4011 nucleotides long. Its product is annotated as intercellular adhesion molecule 2. Gene Ontology annotation, biological process: cell-cell adhesion. The record is from RefSeq and is a predicted model, not a curated record. Lineage: Eukaryota; Metazoa; Chordata; Mammalia; Artiodactyla; Suidae. Gene Ontology annotation, molecular function: integrin binding. Gene Ontology annotation, cellular component: plasma membrane.